CAGAUUACUUCUUAUUUUUCUCUUUGAUUAAAAACUACUGUCGUUUGAAAACAAGUCAAGUCAUGCUUUCAAAAAGCAAACAUUGGAUCGAGGCUCUAGGUUCAUCGCGAAAGAAUUUGAAAUGAUAGAUAGGCAACUAGACAUAGCAAUGGGAGUCUGGGAGCUGUAAAAMGUCUUUUUAGCGUUGGAAAUGAGGUUAAAUCUGUUACUGUUGGCCAUUACGCUUCACUUUGGAYGGUGUUUGUGCAACGAAGAGGCUGAGCAAACCAAAUUCGCCAAUUCCUGGGCUGUUCAUGUGGACAGUUUGGAUCAUGACAGCGUGGAUAAGAUCGCUACGAAACAUGGUUUUAUAAACAGAGGGCAGAUUGGCAAACAUCAUGGCUAUUAUCUAUUUGAACGAAAACAACAAGACCGCAGAAGGGAAAGACGAGACGUCGAUGACCAUACAGAACUACUAAUGACCGAGCCAAAGGUAAACUGGGCAGAGCAACAACGCAUUCUUGAAAGAAGUAAACGUAACGUAAUAUCAAGCGAGAGUAGAACGUCACGAGACAAGCGUGACAUGGCCGUUAGUAUCCAGGACCCUUUUUACAAGGAUCAAUGGUACUUGCAAAACAUUGGUCAGUCAUCAGGACCAUCUGGUUUGGAUAUCAACGUUUUGCCUGUCUGGGGUCGUGGAUUCUCCGGACAAGGAAUAGUUGUAUCAAUACUUGAUGAUGGAGUUGACCACACUCACCCAGAUCUGCGGAGGAACUACGAUCCAAAUGCAAGCUUCGACUUCAACGACUUUGAUACYGACCCAUCACCAAGAACGACAAAUCCUUUGAACCGCCAUGGAACGAGGUGUGCUGGGGAAAUAGCUGCAGAGGCCAAUAAUGGUAUUUGUGGUGUUGGUGUAUCAUUCAAUGCAAGCAUCGGGGGUAAAUUAAUUGACAUUAAUGGACGUGGUGGCAAAGGUAACAUCUUCGUCUGGGCGACUGGUAAUGGUGGACUAACAGACGACGACUGUAACUGUGACGGUUAUACGACUAGUAUUUAUACAGUAUCUAUAGGUGCCAUUAGUGACCAUGGACUGUCUACGUACUAUACGGAAACGUGCGCAUCGACUAUUGCGGUUACGUUCUCUGGCGCGUCGCAUCGCGAGGCUGACGAAAAUAAAAUUAUUACAACAGAUCUCAAUCACAAAUGCACCAAGACCUUCAAAGGAACAUCCUCCGCAGCACCGCUGGCAUCAGGAAUGCUGGCUCUUGUUCUUGAAGCAAAUCCAAAUUUAUCCUGGAGAGACGUACAACACAUUAUCGUCGAAACAUCUCAAAAGACGAGUCCACUCGACGAAGGAUGGAAAAGAAACGGCGCCGGAAAACUCUUCAAUCACAAGUUUGGGUUUGGAAAACUGGACACAACACAAAUGGUGAAUGCUGCUUUGAAUUGGAAACCCGUUGCUAAGCAUCGUGUCUGUAAUGACUCAAGAUAUGACACGAAGAGGAAUAUACCAUCAUCCGGGAGUUUGAUACUCUCAGCUGAAACGUCAUCAUGUGAAGGAUCUACGUCAGAAGUACGUAAGCUAGAGCAUGUUCAGGUGGUUGUCUCGCUGAAGCAUCGACGCCGUGGAGACCUUAGUAUCACCCUCAUUUCACCAUCUGGAACACGCAGUCAAUUACUGAAGACGAGAAGGAAUGACAAAUCUACAGAAGGCUUAACGGACUGGGUCUUUAUGACAGUGCAUUGCUGGGGUGAAAAUCCCAAGGGAUCAUGGUCCUUGGUCGUCACGGACAACGACAGAAACACGCGUGAGCACCAUGUUAUAAAAGCUAAGCAAGGUGACAUGGAAGACGUAGAAAGAGUCGUUAUGGACGAUUCCGAGAAACGUGGAAACUGGGACUCUCGYGUGGUCAACGAAUACGAGAGACCAAAAAAUGCCUCCCCGGGAAAUGAAACGAAAAACGACCACAUUCUUAAAAACAUGGAGGACACUACAGGGGAACUAGUUAAAGGAAAUAAGUUUGUUGAGCUUGCCAAGAGAAAGAAAAAUAGGAAAAARGUAGCAGAAAUUUUGAAGACUGAGAAAUCUCARACUGAUCAUGCGCGAAAUGCUAGUAAAGUCCCCAAGAACCACCAGUUCAUCAAAACAGUAACGAGUUAUCGUGCAAAAGUCAAAUAUUGGCACAGAAAGACAAAGCAUAUGAAAAGAUUUUGGAAUCGACAUAACAAAGGCCGCAAAUGGAAUCGAAAGCAUCGCAAAAUGAAAAGCCAUCGAGAAAAACUUCUCGAAAAAGCGAAGCAUAAGACUUAUACGAAGAAAGMAAGCAAAAAUAAUACGAAAAAGCUCUUAWUUGCAAAUACUAAAAUGAGCAGCAAAAAGCAAUGGUCUUUAAGUAAAGUCAAAGRUAAGCCAACCAAUCUCAAUCAAGACAAGCAAUUGAAKACUUCGAYGCCUGUUGGACGUCUAGAAAGCUCUACUACUACAGCCUCUGCCACAAAAAGUGAUCUUCAGGCAAUUGCAAGCCCCCUUAUCCAAAAAAUCAUAGGGAUAUCAAGGACGGCUAACUUUGUUUCUGCACAGAAUCACCAAUCUCUUGUUGGUGAGGUCAAUAUCAAAAUGAAAUUGUUUGGAAAURGUAUCAAACAAAAGGACACCAAAGCUGCUGAUCACGCUGACUCAUCUAGAAGUAGUGUGCAAUACGAACAUCGCAAACACCAGCAAAAUCCAUCCGACGCAAGUCUACCUGUUGACAUUUAUGCAAAGCUUUUGAGAUCGGUUGAAUCGAUGCGUAGAAACUCCAGUGAAAGCGAUCUGGCUAAAGAGCAGCAGCUCACCCGUGGCCCAAUGGUUACAAAAGGUUAUUCGAAUGAAAGUGUACCUUCCGAAAGUCACCUAAACGAAACAAGUUCAUUACAAUCAAGUUCUACUGAAAAAACUCAUCCCGGAAGUUCUUUUUCCGGAAGUCGUUUGAACGGAACCGAAUCUACAAGCGAUGAAACCGGAAAAGAACCUAUGCCGACAGAUAAAGAUGAGGAGAAUAGUGCUGAUAUUAAUCACAAGCCGUUCAUAUUUUACGACAAUGAUUCUAAAAAGUACGUAGCAUUGGGUAAGACAGACGCUUCAAAGAAUGUAAACUCUUUUGUUAUUGUGGGUGAAGGAUCCGGAAGCGGAAGUGGAAAUCAAGACAAACCGGAAAAGAGUAGUGACAUUAAUGAGAAAAGGUGUGGAGAAUCUCAAGAUGGAAAUUGUGAAGAUGAUUAUUACCGAAAUAUUGAUUUGGAGGAAAGCGAUGAAGAUGCACCUUUCAAGAAGUUGUUAAAAGACCAAAAUACAACAAAACAACCAGAGGACGAUUUUGGGGAUGUCGACAAAUUUAAACUUUCCAAAAUUGAAUUAUAUCCACCAGAAGAAGAAUCCAAAGGCUUUGGAAAAAUAGACGGCAUGAGCCACAUAGAUGGAAGCGAGAGUGGCGAUCUUCCUGAAAAUGGUGAUUUCAGCGAAAGUAAAGAGCUUGAUUCCGGAAAUAAAGURACAGGAAAUGAUGCAAUGAAUAAUUAUACAACAGGUAAUGAUGAAACCGGAACCGGAAACCCAAUGACAGAGAACAUAGAUUAUGAUAUGCAUAAUUAUAGCCGUAAAGAAUAUCAAAGCGGAAGAAAGCUGUCAGGAGGAAAUGGAAAGUAUCAAAGUGAAGAUAGUUCUUUAAUGUACAACAACGAUACUCAAAAACUGGAAGAGCAAACAAAGCCACCCCMARCCGGAAACAGAAUUUCUAAAACAGGARGUGAAAGCAUAAGAAGUGAGAACAUUAACAUUAAAGCUAAUGAUAUUAACAUCGCAAGAGAUGAAAACACAAGAACCGGAAUUAAAAAUGCAGAAAAAGUCGAUGGAAAUGCCGGAGCUGCCAAAGCAAAUGCUCAAGAGGUCGAUGAAAGACCCGGAACCGAAAUAGCAAGAACGGAGAAGGCUGUAACCGGAAGAGCAAGUGCAAGGAAGGUAAAUGGAAAUUCAAGAACUGGAAAAGCAAGUUCAGAAAAUGCCAAUGAUGAAGAUCCUCUUAAUUGGGGCUUAUCAGAUUCAGAGGCUGCGAACCUGGACCUUGAAAAUAAUGAAAGUAAAAACGAAACCUCUGCGAUCCAGUCAGCCAAAGAAACCGACCAAGAAAAUAAAAUAAAUGAUGAUUUUGGUGAUAUGGGCUCAGAUGAUUACCAAGACCUUGAAUUGCGUAAAAGGUAUCAAAAGCUCCGCAGUGCUAUGGAUAAUAUUUAUCCUAUAAAUUCCUCGAGCUUUGAAGAAAUGAUAAAAAAGAGGUUAGAGGAGGAAUAUGGAGUAGACAAUACAUCGACCAGUGAGAACAUAGAGAGCAGUAUUCCAAAAAAUGAUUCAUUUGAAGGCGAACGAAUUGAGCACGAAAACCAAGUCACUGAUGAUGUAAGUUCCAGUGAUUUCAGCGGAAAUGAGAUUUCUGGAAGUGGAAAUGGUAAGAAUACAGAGUAUGAAAUUAUAGACUUAGCUGAUGUUAAGGAUGAUAUCGGUGGAUACGUAGGAGAGUCCCAAAAUCACUCAGUGAAUUCAAGCGCAGAAAACAAUUUUGCCAGUGGGGAUGGGAAACAAGAAUCUGAACAACAGAACGUUACACAACAAAGGGUAACUGAAAAGAGCAUGUCUGAAGAGAAGGUGCCUAUUGAUGUUUCAUUAAAUAAAUCCAAAGAUACUAACCCCGAAGGGUCCACUCCUGAUCAGGGACAAGAUUUAUCAGGACCARUACCAAAUAAAGUGCACGUAGAUAACGACGCACCAACAAUAUAUGAGCCAGCYGCAGAAGAAAAAGACACAAUGAAUGAAGCAGAACCAACACAAGAAGAGGUAAAACAGCCCGAGCAAUUAAACAAGGAUGCACCUCCUGUUUAUCUAGAUGAGGCACCAAAAGAUGGUGCUCCAAUAGAAUUAAAUGGGGACCCCGAACAGAUAGGAAAUGAUUACCAGGAAUCAGAGAAUGACGAUUCUGAGAAGCAAGAGCRAACUUUAGAAGCCAUGAGAACGGAAAACUCCAAGAAAAUCGAAAAUCAGGAAAAGCCUGAAGAUGGAUUCCUUCAGCGUGUAAAAGAAGACAUAAAACAGAAAAAAAUCGGUGAUCUUGAAAAAUUGGAGAAGGUUUUGAAACGAAGAAUGUCCAAAGCAAUGCAUGGCUUAAGCGAUGAGGAUUCAAACGCGAUAUUGAAGGCAGUAAUGUCAGAAAAAUUACCUGAAGACUCUGAUUCUCAACGACUUGUUCGUCGAGGUUUGGCUAAGGCUCCAUCAAAAGCAAAUGAUCAAGUGAAUCAAUUAACCAAUGAACCCUCAAUCAACAAAAGCAAGCAAGAGCAUUCUGGAAUACUUGAGUCUUGGAGCCUAAUAUUCUAUGGAACAUGAAGUGGAAUUGAUUUCUAUGUUUUUUUGUACAUUUUACACAAUUUAGAGACAUCGUUAAAAGAAUUUAGAUAGUGUAUAGCUUUAGAAAAUUAUAGUUUUGUAAACAUUUCUGUACAAAUCAUUUGUAGCCUUAAUAUAGAGUGCACGCGAUUAAACCGUGAAAUAUGUAUCGAGCGCUGAUUSUUUCUUUUUKUUUAUUGCCUAAUCAAACUUUUGGCAAAAAGUACGUGYAUUCAUGGAAUUAUUCGUUUMAAUAAGAACACAAUAAGCCUGAACUUUAAGAAUGGAAGUUCUGGUAUGCAGGGUAUAAUUGUAUCGCACUCAAUGGUCUUCGAUUCGUCGUAGAAAUUAUCUUGGAAACUCAGUGAAACUUUAUGUUGUGUCCAUAAUGGUAUGGUAAUACUAGCGCCAAGGUUGUCCAASUUGUYUCGCAACAUCUCUGAAAAACAAGGUGGAAAGUGCGAUUCUGCGCGUAUUACUAACUUGAACCAACUUGUUUGGCAGCAAAAUAKUUUGUUGCUCGUUGAAAAAGUAUGUUGCAGAAAGUAGAAUAUCGUUAUUUUCAAUAAUAAAAUCCAUCGAUGUUGCGCAUAAUAUAUACCCUCUUGUCUCGCAUCAAAA
This is a messenger RNA of Exaiptasia diaphana, 6016 nucleotides long. RefSeq lists its product as uncharacterized. The record is from RefSeq and is a predicted model, not a curated record. Gene Ontology annotation, molecular function: serine-type endopeptidase activity. Gene Ontology annotation, biological process: protein processing. NCBI's taxonomy places the organism in Eukaryota, Metazoa, Cnidaria, Anthozoa, Actiniaria, Aiptasiidae. The transcript is spliced from 13 exons. Gene Ontology annotation, cellular component: Golgi membrane; trans-Golgi network. The coding region runs from base 191 to 5395 and encodes 1734 amino acids.